This is a messenger RNA of Pongo pygmaeus (Bornean orangutan), 3132 nucleotides long. It is a transcript of the gene CEACAM5, whose product is annotated as CEA cell adhesion molecule 5. Gene Ontology annotation, biological process: signal transduction; regulation of immune system process. The transcript has 10 exons. NCBI's taxonomy places the organism in Eukaryota, Metazoa, Chordata, Mammalia, Primates, Hominidae. Gene Ontology annotation, molecular function: protein tyrosine kinase binding. The record is from RefSeq and is a predicted model, not a curated record. Bases 341 to 2458 code for a protein of 705 amino acids. Gene Ontology annotation, cellular component: cell surface; plasma membrane.
AGAACACAGCAGAGGUCAGCACUGGGGAAGACAGGUUGUCCUCCCAGGGGAUGGGGGUCCAUCCACCUUGCCGAAAAGAUUUGUCUGGGGAACUGAAAAUAGAAGGGAAAAAGGAGGAGGGACAAAAGAGGCAGAAAUGAGAGGGGAGGGGACAGAGGACACCUGAAUAAAGACCACACCCAUGACCCACGUGAUGCUGAGAAGUACUCCUGCCCUAGGAAGAGACUCAGGGCAGAGGGAGGAAGGACAGCAGACCAGACAGUCACAGCAGCCCUGACAAAAGCAUUCCUGGAACUCAAGCUCUUCUCCACAGAGGAGGACAGAGCAGACAGCAGAGACCAUGGAGUCUCCCUCGGCCCCUCCCCACAGAUGGUGCAUCCCCUGGCAGAGGCUCCUGCUCACAGCCUCACUUCUAACCUUCUGGAACCCGCCCACCACUGCCCAGCUCACUACUGAAUCCAUGCCGUUCAGUGUUGCAGAGGGGAAGGAGGUUCUUCUACUCAUCCACAAUCUGCCCCAGAGUAGUAUUGGCUACAACUGGUACAAAGGGGAAAUGGUGGACGCCAACCAUCGAAUUAUAGGAUAUGUAAUAUCAAAUCAACUAACUACCCCAGGGCCUGCAUACAGCAGUCGAGAGACAAUAUACCCCAAUGCAUCCCUGCUGAUCCAGAACGUCAUCCAGAAUGACACAGGAUUCUACACCCUACAAGUCAUAAAGUCAGAUCUUGUGAAUGAAGAAGCAACUGGCCAGGUCCGGGUAUACCCGGAGCUGCCCAAGCCCUCCAUCUCCAGCAACAACUCCAACCCCGUGGAGGACAAGGAUGCUGUGGCCUUAACCUGUGAACCUGGGACUCAGGACACAACCUACCUGUGGUGGGUAAAAAAUCAGAGCCUCCCGGUCAGUCCCAGGCUGGAGCUGUCCAAUGACAACAGGACCCUCACUCUAUUCAAUGUCACAAGAAAUGACAGAGCAAUCUACGAAUGUGAAACCCAGAACCCAGUGAGUGUCAGGCGCAGUGACCCAGUCAUCCUGAAUGUCCUCUAUGGCCCGGAUGCCCCCACCAUUUCCCCUCUAAACACAUCUUACAGAUCAGGGGAAAAUCUGAACCUCUCCUGCCACGCAGCCUCUAACCCACCUGCACAGUACUCUUGGUUUGUCAAUGGGACGUUCCAGCAAUCCACACAAGAGCUCUUUAUCCCCAACAUCACUGUGAAUAAUAGCGGAUCCUAUACGUGCCAAGCCCAUAACUCAGACACUGGCCUCAAUAGGACCACAGUCACGACGAUCACAGUCUAUGCAGAGCCACCCAAACCCUUCAUCACCAGCAACAACUCCAACCCCGUGGAGGAUGAGGAUGCUGUAGCCUUAACCUGUGAACCUGAGAUUCAGAACACAACGUACCUGUGGUGGGUAAACAAUCAGAGCCUCCCGGUCAGUCCCAGGCUGCAGCUGUCCAAUGACAACAGGACCCUCACUCUACUCAGUGUCACAAGGAAUGAUGUAGGACCCUAUAAGUGUGGAAUCCAGAACGAAUUAAGUGUUGACCACAGUGACCCGGUCAUCCUGAAUGUCCUCUAUGGCCCAGACGACCCCACCAUUUCCCCCUCAUACACCUAUUACCGUCCAGGGGUAAACCUCAGCCUCUCCUGCCAUGCAGCCUCUAACCCACCUGCACAGUAUUCUUGGCUGAUUGAUGGGAACAUCCAGCAACACACACAAGAGCUCUUUAUCUCCAACAUCACUGAGAAGAAUAGCGGACUCUAUACCUGCCAGGCCAAUAACUCAGCCAGUGGCCACAGCAGGACUACAGUCAAGACAAUCAGAGUCUCUGCGGAGCUGCCCAAGCCCUCCAUCUCCAGCAACAACUCCAACCCCAUAGAGGACAAGGAUGCUGUAGUCUUAACCUGUGAACCUGAGGCUCAGGACACAACCUACCUGUGGUGGGUAAACAAUCAGAGCCUCCCGGUCAGUCCCAGGCUGCAGCUGUCCAAUGGCAACAGGACCCUCACUCUAUUCAAUGUCACAAGAAAUGACACAGGAGCCUAUGAAUGUGGAAUCCAGAACUCAGUGAGUGCAAACCACAGUGACCCAGUCACCCUGGAUGUCUUCUAUGGCCCGGACACCCCCAUCAUUUCCCCCUCAGACUCGUCUUACCAUUCGGGAGAAAACCUCAGCCUCUCCUGCCACUCAGCCUCUAACCCAUCCCCGCAGUAUUCUUGGCGUAUCAAUGGGACACGGCAGCAACACACACAAGUUCUCUUUAUCGCCAAAAUCACGUCAAAUAAUAACGGGGCCUAUGCCUGUUUUGUCUCUAACUUGGCUACUGGCCGCAAUAAUUCCAUAGUCAAGAGCAUCACAGUCUCUGAAGAUUCACCACCUGGAAGUUCUGCUGGUGUCUCAGCUGGGGCCACUGUCGGCAUCAUGAUUGGAGUGCUGCUUGGGGUUGCUCUGACAUAGCAGCCCUGGUGUAGUUUCCGCAUUUCAGGAAGACUGCUGUUUUGAUUCUUCCUUAAAGCAUUUGCAACAGCUACAGUCUAAAAUUGCUUCUUUACCAAGGAUAUUUAUAGAAAAGACUGACCAGAGAUUGAGACCAUCCUAGCCAACAUCGUGAAACCCCAUUUCUACUAAAAAUACAAAAAUGAGCUGGGCUUGGUGGCACACACCUGUAGUCCCAGUUACUCAGGAGGCUGAGGCAGGAGAAUCGCUUGAACCCGGGAGGCGGAGAUGGCAGUGAGCCCAGAUCGCACCACUGCACUCCAGCCUGGCAACAAAGCAAGACUCCAUCUCAAAAAAAAAAGACAAGACAAGACUCCGACCUGUACUCUUGAAUACAAGUUUCUGAUACCACUGCACUGUCUGAGAAUUUCCAAAAGUUUAAUGAACAAACUGACAGCUUCAUGAAACUGUCCACCAAGGUCAAGCAGAGAAAAUAAUUAAUUUCAUGGGACUAAAUGAACUAAUGAGGAUAAUAUUUUCAUAAUUUUUUAUUUGAAAUUUUGCUGAUUCUUUAAAUGUCUUGUUUCCCAGAUUUCAGGAAACUUUUUUUGUUUUAAGCUAUCCACAGCUUACAGCAAUUUGAUAAAAUAUAUUUUUGUGAACAAAAAUUGAGAUAUUUACAUUUUCUCCCUAUG